UUAAACCCAACUACCCUCCCCGGCCCGACCCCUAUACCCGCCGUUCGUCCGAUCUUUCCCCUCCUUUCUCUUCAGCUGGACAAGAGAACUCAGCCUAUAAUUUGAAUAUUCCCUCUCUCUAGCUCAGUAUACGACAUUUGUGAGCUCCCCCACCUCCCGUAAGUUAUCCAAACCCAAGGACAAAAAUCCGUCAUGGUUGUCGGCGUCCUUCUGUACCGACGCCCCUCGUUUGUCUCUAGCACCUCUCCCAGAGACUCUAGUUCUUCAGAAUUGAAGGGCCUUUCUCUUGUUACCUCCAAUUCUAGCCAUCCAUCCAGAAUUUCCGGGAUCCCCGAUUCUCUCUCCUUUGACAAAAUUAUUGCCGGUGGGACGUGCUCAGUAUGUACAACCCUUUCUUUGACCAUCAUUACACUCGCCCUAGGGAAGGUUGUCAAUCUUGGUGGCCUUUGCCCUUAGAUGCUAGCUACAUGUUUCAAUAGCCCCCGGGCUGCCACUAUCAGAAACCUGCUAGCAGAGAGAUCUCGUACACCCCAAUCCCAUCAAAACGCAUUCAGACUAAUUCUCAUCUCUUCUAUCAGCCAAUAACUUGUAGAGAUUUUAUGAGCUAUCUCCUAUAUGUGGAGCAUGCUGCAGAGAACCUGCAGUUUUAUCUGUGGCUGCGUGACUACACGGAACGCUUUAAUGCCCUUUCUGAGAACGAAAAGGCAUUGUCUCCCCCAGUGCCUGUUAGCCCUCUUGAUCCUCGCCUUGGGCCUAAAAGUGGACCUGGAGUUAGGCCCGACAAUAUUGUCAGCAAAUUUCUGUCUGAUGCUUUCUGUAGCUCCCCUCAACAACCUGCGGUCCCGAGCCCAACAAAGCCCAACCCUUUUACUACCCCACCACACACGCCAGGCAUAUUUGGGGACUCCGACUACGAACUCGGGAACUCGGCCAUUGCGCCAUUCUCGUCUAUUGAAAGCAGGGGAUUAAACAAGAUCAAUCAUAGGCAGAUAGCAGCAGAGGCAUAUCAAUCUGCAGGGAUGGGAUGGCAACCGUGUAAGCCGAGCACUAUUUUCCCUGAGAUAACUCCUUGAUUGCCCGCCCCCUCGGUAUCCUUAUGUAAAGUGAGUUGUUGGCUAACCUUCUGGCGGAAUAAUAGUUAGUGUUCACCCAUUCCGCGACGAGGUAACUCGAGUAGUGGCUAUUUACAUCGCCGAGGGUGGCCCCCGCGAACUCAAUGUUUCUUCUCGUGACCGUAUGGCUGCCCUGCACGGAAUUGUCCACACGACCCAUCCUAGCGCCUUUGACCCCCUCAGGAAGACCGUUGAAGAUGCCCUCCUCUACCAGGCACACCCAAACUUUAUCCGGUGGAGCAUCCGUAAUGGAAAUCCCCCCAGGAUAAUCUUCGCUAUUUGUCUUGGAGUGGGCACCAUCCUCACCGGAUUAAUGAUCGCCCUCCUGCUCACUCUCAGCAAUCUCUCCCGUGGGUGGAGAGCGAUGGCUGCUAUUCCCUGGGUCGUUGGCAUAUCGACUUUGUUCGCUGCGCAUAAAGGAAUGUGUGUUGUUCUCCACGGGAUACAUGCUCGCAACAUCCAUCCUUGGUAAACAGCUAUCGCCUCAGGAAUGAUAUUAGGGAUGGCUGACUUUUCAAAUAAAGGGAGUUGUGGGCAGAUGAGGGGUCCAACGGGGAAAGCUCUAAGGAAUCGUUUGAAUCUCAGGCAACUUCAAAUAGCCGCGAAGAUGAAGUAGGUCAUUCCUAAACUGACGCCUUGGCAUCCCUUUGCUAACGAUAUUGUCAGCCUUGGAGAGCCAAAUAUGAGAAACGCAACCCUAUCCGAAAGAUCUUCGAGAAACAAGUCCGGAUUAAAGAGCCAGCGCUGCGCCAGAUACAAAACGCCAUAUUUUUGCAGAGUAUGAUUGUUGCCAUUAUUGCUUCCGCAAUAUUAUGCGCUGCAUUUGUGACGCUUCCUUCCGGUGGUUAUUUACCCUAAACUGGCCCGGGACCUAAUUAAUCAAUCAAAAAGGAGAGCCCCCCCUUCGACAUUCUUUAGAUAGGCCUAACAAUGCGAGUCUAUCCUCCCCUCUAUCUCACUGCAAAGCUUUUCAAAUGAAUAUUAGCAUCUCUUUCUACUUUAUUUCACUUCUUCAUCGUACAUAUUAUAUAUCCUUAUAAGUUUCUUUUCCUUUCCUUUUCCUAAUCUUAGACGGGGCUUUCCACUGUAGGAGGCUCCCUUAUCCGGGUUUUAUGAGGUCGGAUAGGUACGGCGAAUGGUGCAGAUCUAUUUUUUAUUUCCUUCAAUUUUUUAGGAACCGAAACCACGAUUGGGAUAACCGGGGGGGGGGGGGGGAUAUGUCAGCUAGUUAAGCAGCUACCA
This is a messenger RNA of Tuber aestivum (summer truffle), 2354 nucleotides long. Lineage: Eukaryota; Fungi; Ascomycota; Pezizomycetes; Pezizales; Tuberaceae. The record is from the annotation of a GenBank genome assembly.